This is a messenger RNA of Fundulus heteroclitus (mummichog), 1036 nucleotides long. RefSeq names its product leucine-rich repeat extensin-like protein 5. The transcript is spliced from 4 exons. The coding region runs from base 46 to 1002 and encodes 318 amino acids. Lineage: Eukaryota; Metazoa; Chordata; Actinopteri; Cyprinodontiformes; Fundulidae. The record is from RefSeq and is a predicted model, not a curated record.
UAUAAACCAGCUCCUUCUUAUCUGUCAUCACAGCAGGUGUUCACCAUGGUGACUACGCAGGUCUUGUUGAGGGUUUUCCUCUUUGCCUUACCGUUUGUGGAUGUUAAUGGUGUUCCAGUAAAAGGCUCAAAGCCUCAAGACCAUAGCAGACCAAGUGACCCACAUGGUGGCACAGGUUAUGUGGAACCUGCCUUUUACAGCACCUCUAGAGGUGUUUCUAAGCCAGCAAAAGCAGUGGCACAAUACCAAGCUGCACCCCGGUACGUCCAGGCACAGCCAGUGCCUGUUGCCCUUGGCUCAGCUGUCCCUGCUGCAGGACAUGCUGCAACAGAUGGUUCUCUGGUACCUCUUCAAGGAGGACAUGUUGCAGGCUCAUACUCACCAGUUCAGUCUGGUUCCCCUGUGCCACUUCCAGCAGCACAUGCUGCCAGCCCUCCCCAGUCUGGAACCCGGCCUAAUCUACCAGAAAUGAAUUGGUUUAUUGCACCCAAACCAUUUGAGGGAGCAGCCACUGAUGCCCAGCCUCAAAGCACCAGCAUUGUUGGCCCACCACUCCCUCCAGCACCACCUGCUCCUGUUCUCCAGUCUGGAGAGACUUCCAAUGUUGUGAAGGAAGCUGAGCUUGGAAACUACCAGCAGCAGACGGAGGAGUUUGGUUACCCAUCUUACCCUACGGGGCCUGGCCAGCCUCUUCCACCUGUGGCUCUGCCUAGCCAUGGUGUGGGUGGCUUGUGGGGCGACCAGCCUCCCUAUCCUCUGCCAUACCCCUAUCCUCCUCCAUACCCCUUUCCCUAUCCUUACCCUGUUUUUGACUACAGCCUCCUGUAUGGUCUGUACCCUCCUGGCACCUACACUACCUUCAGCAGAGACCAUGAGAAGGGCAAAGACUACUACCAGACCACCCACUACCUGAAAGACUAUGGUUCUGAUGGUCCACAGACACCCCAGAACCCUGGAACUGGGCAGCAGAAGGUCUACCCAGGUGUCCCACAGGGGAUUUGAAGUGGCUGAGUUCAAUCAACCAACUUUCCUGUGA